GAUGAUUCCUCAUUUAAAUCUGACCAACUUCGACUUUCGGGAGUAAAUCGGCUGGAAAGUUCACAACAUGAAUUAAAAGCUCCAUUCGAUGCAACUAGCAAUGGUAGUGACGAUUCAGAUUUUGAAUUCAACGAAGAAGAAUUAGAUAUAGAUGUUUUAAUAAACGAAGACAAUGAACUCGAUUCUACAAUGAAAGAUGAUCGGUUUAUUGAAGAUCAAGGCAAGGAUACUAUUGAAGGAAACUCAACUACACUUGACUUCUUAAAGGGAAUUGGUUUUCCACUUAAAUCCAUGCAAGGAAAUAACAGUACCUUGACAGGGAAUGACUCGAGUAAUAAACUGGACUCAAGAUAUUUUGCCGCAGCGAGCGUUCAAUCUCAAUUAUCGAUCAAUGACACAAAUACCUGUAAUGAAGAUAGUUUGAGAUAUUCUGUCAAUAAUAGGAAUGAAAAUGCACAGAGUACUGAUAUGGCGUCGUUGGAUGACAAGUUUCUUCCGCCACGAACCUCUACAUGUGACCAACCAUUUAAUAAUUGGGAGAACAUGGCUUCCCCCUUGGACUUCUCAACCCAUGAAUUUGUGGAGGAUUUUGAAUUACAACAACCAAUGCUUGAAGAAGAAGAAUUUCACUCCAACUCAUCAGGUGACGCUCUUGCAAUGUUUGAAAAAGAUGAAGAAAUGGUGAAGAAAGAACAUGAAUUUUCCAUCGCUGAGGACUUUGUUGCGAAAGAUACAAGCAACUUGGAUUUUUCAACUUUUCGAACUUCUAUGAUGACAGUUGAUCAAGAGGAAGAAGCGGGAAAAGUUUCAAUUGGAAGAUACAUGGCUGAAAGAUCAGGAAAACUUGGCCACUUGGAUGGCAAAUAUAAAUCUGAACGACCGAGUUUUGGUCUCAAAGUUCGAACCCCGUCUCCACAGAAACCAUACACUCUAGUGUGUCCGGACAAUGCUUCAGCAUCGAUUCCUCGAAAUGACCAUACUACAACAGUUGCAGACGACAGUCUACCAUCAUCAGCAUACAGUGAUACCAUGUUAUCUAAGAUGGCAUUGGAUGACACUGUAGAUCAAUCUAUGAUGAAAAGUUUAUCGAACGCGAUAUCCAACAUUUCAACUAAUAUGAAUAACGAGGACUUGGCAAAGUUUAUUGUCGCACUGUCUAACAAGAAGAUAGAAAAAGACAAAGGGAAAAAUAAACAAACAUUCAUAGCGGAAGUAAAACCUGACAGAUCAACUUUAGUUGGAGCCACAGUGGAAAGUUUAAAAGCAGAGGAAAAUGGAAACACUACAACACUUGCGGAUAAAUCAAAAGAUUUGGGCAACACUGCUACGUCUUUUGAUUCUGUAAAAGAGAAAUCAGCCAUGGUGUUUAAGAAUGAAACUGAUCCAAAUACACCAAGAUUUUCUGAAGCAGAUGAAUUACCUUCGUGGAGUGAAAAUGAAACUUUAUUAUCACCUGACUCCAUUGCAAGCAAACUUCUUUCAUCUACAAGACUUAAUCUUUCACUGGCGCGAGGAUCGCUCAGCAGGGAGAGCAUCGAGGAACUGCAUAAGAAACUUCGCGGUAAUAUUCCGAGUUUAAAAGAGAUGGACAUGAAAAAUUGGAAGUUACCGGAUGUGGUUACCACCCAAAGUAGUGGAGCAUCAAGUGGGGAUGAUAAAAAGUUAAGCAAGAGCAAAAAGGACCCACUUCAUGAGGGGAAAUCCCUCCUAGCCCCACUAUCUGAAUCCUCACCCGACGAACCCCGGAAAGAGGGUAAAUACGACGAUAUGAGGUUGUCGUCCAUGUUUCACCCUCUUCACCCUUCAACAAGUUUCAUGGAGAUGCCAACUAUAGAUGAAGAUGGAAUGGCGGGGAAACAGUUAGAAAACACAAUGGUUGGGGAUGGGAAGAAACAAGUUGACGAAACAAAACACGAUUUAUCAACUUUGUCUUCUGUGGAACACGCACCUAAAGCAUCAAGCACACACGCACAUGAGAGCGAUUUUCAAAGUGACAAGUCCUCAUUAAAUACAAGAUCUAGCGUCGUUCGAACUCGACUCAGUGAGGACAUCGUGUGUCCACCACAUUAUGCCUCGUUACCAGCGGGAAUCGGAAAUUAUGAUUUCUACCAACGUCAACACUUGAUGGGGCUACAGCCAAUGCCACCUCAUCAGUUUGGCCAAACUUUUAACCCUGAUGCUCGAGGUUUCGAUUCGACAGUUUUCAGCACAAGAUCCGUUGGGUAUCCCCCCAUUUACCCACAAGCAUUGAUGGCGGGUAGGGUCUCAGGGGGUUACCCUCCCCAAGAGAUUUAUUACGAAGGUUCUUCUGUGAGCGUACAACCUGAACUAACACAUGAUAAGAAGUUAUGCACGAGUGUUCCAAUGAAAAUGAUGAUUCCUGUCAAAAAUAAUUCUCCACGAUGGAUCCAGGUGGAGUUACGAACUAUUAGCGUUGCUCUAAACAACCGAACCAUUUUAUCCGGGCAAGAUAAUUUUGUUUCGUUGAAACGAAAGCAUGUGAUUGGUCCCCAUGCACUUGAGCAUUGUGAUGUCACAUUGACAAGUAACGACCCGGGACAUUGUCAUGUGGUUGUUGAGAUAUUAAGUCACCUGAUAUCGGUGGAGGGGAUUACCCCACAUGACCCCCGAUGUUCCGUAUCACCCAUACAUAUUCACGCCGACGUCGAAUUUCCGAAAGUUAGUGUUUUUGCUUCGCCCGAAAUUCCCACUGCUUGCCAGAAGAAAGAAGCGAUUGAUUUUGGAGAAAUAGUUUGUGGGUCUACCAAAGCUGUUCCACUCAGAAUUUUAAAUCAAGGAAAAUGUGAAGUUCCUAUCCGAGCUAUUCUCUUCACUAAUUCUCACGAGCGCUCUUGUUUUUCUCUUUCUUUAUCCUCAACAUCCUCCUCCAAGCAAGAAAGCUCCAGUACAUUAGCUGUGCUACGAUUGGUUCUUCCAGUAAGUGAUCAACCAAUCACAAUCUGGAUUCAUUUUCAAUCACCCAUGAAGCAAUUUGCUACAGGUGACCUUCCAGAAAAGGUUAAAGGUCGUAUUGAGGUCACACUGGACGUUCCUGUACAAUCAGGUCAAAGUUCACAGAGUCAAACGUCGUUAGAUGCUAUUAAUUUACAAGCAUUGGUUGGGGUGGGCAAAUUACAUGCUUCAAGUCGACCGCAUCUAUUUGUUUUCAAAGCUCCGCCAGGCGGCAACCAGAUGCAGAAGUUUCCCGUCAAAAACGCUGGCAAUAUUUCCGUUCAAGUCUCGUUCUCGCUCCAAGAAAAUCAAAAUCUUUUCACAAUUCGGCCGACUAACGCAUUGCUACCACCUAGUGGUGAACUGAAUGUUUGCGUCGAGUUCCACCCACCACAAGGGGAGGCUAGAUGGGGGAAACCAUUCACUACGUUGUUAUUGAUGAUGAUUUUACCCUCUGGCCCCCAAUUCGAAGUUAAACUGACAUCAACUAUCACCCACAACCUAAACCCCACCCCCGACACGCCCACUUUAUUGACCAAUAAAACUCGGCUGAGAUGGGGAGGCGUUCUGAUUGGUUCGUCAAGCAAGCAAAAGUUGAUGCUUAGAAAAUCAAAGGUCGAUUCAGGGUCAAAGGUCACCUUAAAAUUCCGAGCUUCAAUAAAGGGGGACGAUUCAGGAAGUUUUCAGAUCGUUACAACAGAUUACGGUUGUGAGGAAUUAUGUGCACGUAGUGAUAUGGUGAUGGAACCGGGAUCGGAUAAAUCGAUUUUUGUUUCGUUUGCUCCGUGUAAAAGAAAGAUGGUGCAUGCCAAGCUUGAAAUUAAGACUCCAAUUGAUGAUCUUCCUGCAACUAAAUAUACAAUCCCUCUAACUGGAUAUGGUGGUAUGAGCCAAGUAACUCUUAAUGGGUUGAACCAAGUCGAUGAAAUUUAUGAGCUAAACCUGGAUCUUCCUUCAUUUACUUUAAGCAAUAAUGGAACAAGAUCUGCUUUUGUGAAAAUUCUUGUUUACCGUGACAAAUCCUGUCAAGAUAUAUCUGAAGAUAUAAAAUGUUCAUUUUCGUGUUUCGUUUUACAAGAAAAGCAAACGAAAAAAUUAUCAAUUGAAAACUCAAACAAUCAAAGUGGUUACAUUUGUAUAUGGCAUGGAGACGAGUUGUCGCGGCAACUAAUGAAGGGGGUGAUGGCUGAUAACCCAUCGUUAGUUAAACGUUGUAUUCCACAAUCGCUCAAGUCUCUACAAUCUGUUUCAUUCACAGAGCACUUCAUGGGAGAAGAACAAUUUCGAGAAGAAGACACCUCCAAGUUGGAACACCAUUCAUAUGAUGCUCAAUUGUUUUAUGACAAAAUAAAAUGCAUUAAAAUAAUGUGUUGCCCACCCCAAACACCUGAUGUAAUCUCCAGUGUUUCCAGCUCCAGUGUUUCCAGUUUCUCAUCACUUGAUUCAUCAGUGAAUAAACCAGAAAGAGACAUUGGCAGUUGUAGCAGUUUAAUUAAAAAAAGACCCAUCUUCACCCCUAAUUGGGAAGUGACCCCCACCCAUAUAACGGUUGAAGCCCCAACCCUAAGCGGGGUCCCCGAAGCUACGAAAGUGAAAAUCAUCAACAAGUCUCAUGCCUCCAUGUUGUUUGAUAUAAUAUGGCCCGGUCAUUACAUCACAAUCACCCCAAACCGGGGCAAAGUGGAACCCGAGUCAGUGAUGAUACUUCUUGUCUCGGCAAAUCCUUCGUUAUCCUCGCAACUCUCUCUACUGCCAUGGUGUGGCCAAGCUAUGGUGGUGUCACCUAGUGGUGACGAGUCGUGCGUGAUUCAUAUUCAGAUAAAAUCUCCCGAGUCACCGUUAACCUCACUGUCAAGCUGUGACUCAGCAUCGUCGGAUAAUUUGGUUCCCAUAGAAACACCAUGCGUACGACUCAAAAAUAACGUCAUUGAAUUUGCUGAUGUCAUCAGUGGGAAUAGCUCAAAAUCUAUUCUCGAGUUUCGUAACAUGAGUAAGAGUGACGUCAAGUGGUCAAUAACAUCGUUUGCUCCAGCUUAUGUAAAAAAUACCGACUCAUCAGGUGAUGUUUUCCGUUCCACAUACGCUGUGUUUGUUUUCUCGCAAACAUCUGGUCAGUUGGAGGUUGGGGCUCGGGUUCAAAUCCCUGUAACAUUCAACCCAAUGCAUGGAGGGUUGUAUUCGCAACACUGGGAGUUAAAGUAUCACUUUGUAUCAGAUGCGAGUGGACUGUCCUUACAACAAGAUAAGUUUCAGCUUAAUGGAAAGGUGACGCACUUGUGUGAAAAAUUGGCAGUGAAACAAAUAGAAAAAGGAAAUAGUAUGUCUCCUAAAUUGUGUCGUGGUGAUAUUUACAUUUCGAAGGAAUCGUUUCAGUUUCCUUCUGUUAAAGUUGGAGAAUCAAAAACAAUUAAAAUUCCUGUGAAAAAUAAAGGAAAGUCAGCUCAUACUGUGAAAUUCAUGAAUCUGCGGCAGCCAUUUUACAUCACACAUCAGAAACACACGAUCAGAGCAAUGCAUUGUGCUAAUUUACCCGUUACUUUCAAACCAACCAAUCAUGGAUCUUAUACGGGAACUCUUGUCGUCCAAUCGGAAGCUGCUGGUUCAAUUCAAAUAAAUAUAUCUGGUAGCACUGCUUAGUGAUGUCACAAAAGCAUCCACGAAAUGCAAUAGUUGUUUAUAGUUUUGUUUAAUAUGUUUUCUAUGAAAUAUAAUUAUCUGCAUAAUAA
Messenger RNA from Ciona intestinalis (vase tunicate), 5678 nucleotides. The record is from RefSeq and is a predicted model, not a curated record. NCBI's taxonomy places the organism in Eukaryota, Metazoa, Chordata, Ascidiacea, Phlebobranchia, Cionidae.